UUGGUUGCCUGCCGCUUGUUGCUUGCGUUUGAGUUCAAUCGAGUGAAGCGUGUGGGUUCUGAGAAAGAGUGUGCUAACAAAAUCAAUGGCACUGAUGGUGUCCAAAACAAAGAUGCUGGACUGAGGCUCUUGUUACAUUUGAAGAUUGUUUGUCAUGUAGAUCUAGAGCUGUACUGUAGAGUCAACAAUUACAGGAGCAAUGUUCCCAGCAAGAAACAACUUUGGCUACACAGGUCAGGUCCCAAACCUCGCCAAUGGCUUUAGAUUUCAGCAGAGAUCCCCACUUUUUGGGCAUAAUAUGCCUUUUAUUCCACUGUACCAUAUGCCAGGUUAUCAACCUAUGGGUGGUAUGCCACCUCGGUUUCCAGUACAAAUGCCAAGGGGACCUGCACACGCUAAUAACAGGGGAAAAAGGCGCCAUGCUCCGUUUGCAAAUCCUCAACCAUCAAAGAAAGCUCGCACAUCAGACUCUCAUCUCUCUUUACAAGAAGUGGCCCCAGAUGAAGAAGGAAAGCGUUAUAAAGUCCCAGUGAGCCAAGGGACAGAGAAGAUUACUGUUGCCAUUUGGAAUUACUUCCUUAGAGCACAGAUGACAGAUGAGGACCUCAAGAAAAAAAUGAAGCUUCGUAAAAGCCUUCAUACAAUUUUUGAGGGGGCUUUUCCAGGUUGUCGCCUAUUUAUUGUUGGAUCUUCAAUGACCGGAUUUGCUACGAAGUCAAGUGAUGUGGACAUGUGCUUCAUGAUCUCAGAAAAAGAGAUUGACCAGAAGGGGGAUGCUACUUUCAUUCUGAGUUUAAUUGCAAAGGCCUUAGGACGUUGCUCGUUUGUCCGCUCUCCACUUGUGAUAAGAGCGAAAGUUCCCAUCUUGAAAUUUGAAGAUCGUAAUUCAGGAGUAGAAUGUGAUUUGAACAUCAACAACACCAUCGGCAUCAGAAACACACAUCUACUGCGACACUAUGCAUACAUGGAUUGGAGGGUUCGACCUCUCAUGCUGUUCAUCAAGCGCUGGGCAAGGUACCAUGACAUCAAUGAUGCCAGCAAGAAAACUAUCUCCAGCUACUCCCUGUCUCUUAUGCUCAUUCACUAUCUACAAGCUGGUGUGAGACCUGCAGUGUUACCCUGUCUUCAAAAUCUGCAGCCUGACAUGUUUAGCUCAUCUAGAGAUGUGCGCAAGCUUUCUCUGAGUAUGGAGGAUGUGGUGGACUUUUCUUCACAAAAUGCAGCGACUCUGGGAGAACUCUUUCUAGGCUUUCUCAACUACUAUGCAAAUGUCUUCAACUAUGACGAUGUGAUAAGUAUACGGAUGGGCAAGAAACUGAAUCCACGAGAAGCUUACCAGUGUGGGAUUGACAUCAUGCAAUGGAAAAAUUUGCGCAUUGAAGAACCCUUUGAGGGGUCAAAUACAGCAAGAUCAGUCUAUGAUGUGCAUGUGUUUUGGAGGAUAUUGAGAGUAAUCAGGGCCAGCUUCACCGCAUUAAAACAGUCCAGAGAUGUUGAUUCGAUACUUUCCAGACCAUUCUAAAUCCCCACUGAUACUUUUUGAUUUUGAACUGAGACAUAUGCUGACAGGACUAUGGAACAUUUGCUGGUUGUCAUAUUUAUUUCUAAUUGCUCCUCAUUUGAAGAAAUAAAUGAAGUGUGAAGGUAGUAUGAACUGGGUUUUGUUGCUAUAUAUGCUACCGGGUACUUUAAAAUGAAUGGUGAGUAAGUCAAUUUUUCAAAACUUGUGAGAUAUUCUCUUGUAGCUGUACUAAGCAUAGUAUAAUAAUGUUCUGUUUUCAGUGUCAAGGAAGACACCAGAAAUCUUUUCAUGCUAUUCAGUUGAACUUUCUAUUGAAUUUUGAUUAUACUUUUACUACCUUCGUGGCUAUCGCCUUCAAGCAAGAGACCAAGGGACUUUUGCAUAUUAGAGAAUGUUUUGAAAGGUUUUUUAAAAUUCAGUCUGAAGUCUGUAUGCAUAAAAAAGACAUUCAAAAGCUGCACUAACCUGAAUGAGGCUUAUUGGCAUUUAUAUAUAUAAAUCUGUGGGGAAAGUUACCAGAAUACAGCUUACUAAAAAAUGGGGUAUUGACCCAUCUGUCAAGGAUGAAUUACUAAUGGAUAGCUGAUAUGGAAUUUUCAUUGUGUUUGUCACCCUGUAUGGACUUGACAGUGGUUCUUUAACAAAUAGCAUUAUGUGCAUAUUUUGAUCUUAGAUCUUUCCUACUUUUUUGUUAGUAUAAUACAGUUGAGCACAGAUAUCUUGAACACAUCAGGUUGACAAAUGUGUUUGACACAUCCGUAAUUUGAGUGUACCACCGUGAUAACCAAAUAUAAGAUCUGUUACAUAUAUAUGCGGAAAAAAA
Molecule: messenger RNA, 2345 nt
Organism: Aplysia californica (California sea hare)
Lineage: Eukaryota; Metazoa; Mollusca; Gastropoda; Aplysiida; Aplysiidae
Product: poly(A) RNA polymerase GLD2
Exons: 13
Coding region: 200-1522 (440 amino acids)
Cellular component (GO): cytosol
Molecular function (GO): poly(A) RNA polymerase activity
Source: RefSeq, a predicted model, not a curated record